AUGACUUAUGUGGUGAAAAUGCUACAUGCAACUAUGAUGACUAGACCUGAAAAGUUGUCUCAACUUGGGAGCGAGAUCAAUGCAAGAAUCAUGACUUAUGUGGUGAAAAUGCUACAUGCAACUAGGAUGAACCUCGGCUACAACAACACCACCGUUACGGUAUCCAACUACGGCGACCACUGGCGCAACCUCCGCCGCAUCAUGGCGCUCGAGGUUCUCUCAACGCACCGUUUAAACUCCUUCUUGGAAAUCCGAAGGGACGAGAUCAUGAGGCUCGUGCGAAAGCUAGCUCACGACUCACACAACGGCUUUACCAAAGUGGAACUUAAGUCAAGGUUUUCGGAAAUGACGUUUAACACUAUAAUGAGGAUGAUAUCGGGGAAGAGAUACUAUGGUAAAGAUUGUGAUGUGAGUGACUUGGAAGAAGCAAGGCAAUUUAGAGAGAUUAUUAAAGAGUUGGUGACGUUAGGAGGGGCGAAUAACCCUAGCGAUUUUUUGCCUUUGCUUAUGUGGUUUGAUUACGAUAGUUUGAAGAAGAGGCUAAAGAGGAUUAGUAAGAGAACCGAUGCGUUCUUACAAGGACUCAUUGAUGAGCGUCGUAAUGGGAAGCACAGUGCUAAUACUAUGAUAGACCAUCUCCUAACUCAACAACGAUCACAACCUGAAUACUACACGGAUCAAAUCAUCAAAGGACUUGCUCUGGUUAUGCUACUUGCAGGAACAGACACAUCAUCAAUAACAUUAGAAUGGGCCAUGUCUAAUCUAUUAAACCAUCCAGAAAUAUUGAAGAAGGCAAAAAAUGAAUUAGACACUCAUAUUAGACAAAAUUGCUUAGUUGAUGAACCUGACCUUUCGAAACUCUCCUACCUUCAGAGCAUUGUUUAUGAGACACUUCGUUUACAUCCUGCUGCGCCAAUGUUGGUACCCCAUUUGUCUUCAGAAUAUUGCACCAUAGGAGAAUAUAAUGUCCCUCAAAACACAAUUUUGUUAGUUAAUGCUUGGGCUAUUCACAGAGAUCCCAAGUUGUGGAGUGAUCCAACACAUUUUAAGCCCGAGAGGUUUGAGAAGGAAAGUGAAGCAAGCAAGUUACUUUCAUUUGGAUUAGGGAGGAGGGCUUGUCCUGGUGCAAACUUGGCCCAACGUACAGUCAGCUUAACUCUGGCCUUGUUAAUUCAAUGUUUUGAGUGGAAACGAACUAGCAAGGAAGAAAUUGAUAUGACCGAAGGAAAAGGGAUCACUAUGCCAAAAAAGUUUCCCUUAGAAGCUAUGUGCCAAGUGUGUCAAUCACCAACAAUUAAUGGUAUUUUCUAAUUUCUAGUGCUAUUAAAAACACACACCAUGUUCUACCAAAAGUCAUUAGCUCAAGUGGUUCAACAUUUGUAUUCUAUAAUCAAUGACUGAUGUUCGAUUUUCAAUUUGAAUAGAGUUGAGACUAGAGAUAUCACUUGAAUCUUAUAGGAUCCAACUCGAUGGGCCUUUUGGCUUGAAUAAAUAAAAAAUUUAACAUUUC
Messenger RNA from Cajanus cajan (pigeon pea), 1510 nucleotides. The record is from RefSeq and is a predicted model, not a curated record. NCBI's taxonomy places the organism in Eukaryota, Viridiplantae, Streptophyta, Magnoliopsida, Fabales, Fabaceae.